Molecule: messenger RNA, 2979 nt
Organism: Podarcis raffonei (Aeolian wall lizard)
Lineage: Eukaryota; Metazoa; Chordata; Lepidosauria; Squamata; Lacertidae
Product: zinc finger protein 420-like
Exons: 1
Biological process (GO): regulation of transcription by RNA polymerase II
Molecular function (GO): RNA polymerase II cis-regulatory region sequence-specific DNA binding; DNA-binding transcription factor activity, RNA polymerase II-specific
Source: RefSeq, a predicted model, not a curated record
UUUAUUUAUUUCUUCAUUGCAGCUGGUGAUAAAUUGGAGUUUAAGAAUAGUGGAGAUGACGACAAAAUACACACAGUUGAGAAACCAUUUAAACAUUUGGAGUUUGGAGAGACUUUUGGUCAGAACUCCCAUUCCAGUUCCUAUAAAAGAAAUUCCAUUGGGGGGAAACAGUAUCAGUGCUUGGAGUGUGGAAAGAGCUUCAGUUGGAACUCCAAUCUCAUUUCACAUCAAAGAAUUCAUACAGGGGAGAAACCAUAUCAGUGCUUAGAAUGUGGGAAGAGCUUUAAUAUAAGCAUAAGCUUCCGUCGACAUCAGAGAAUUCACAGUGGGGAGAAACCAUAUCAGUGCUUGGAAUGUGGAAAGAGGUUCAGUCAGAGUGCCACUCUCACUUCCCAUCAAAGAACUCACAGCGGAGAGAAACCAUAUCAUUGCUUGGAAUGUGGAAAGAGGUUUACUCGGAGCACCACUCUCACAGCUCAUCAAAUAAUUCAUACAGGGGAGAAACCAUAUCAGUGCUCUGAAUGUGGAAAGAGCUUCAGUCACAGGGCUUAUCUCCGAGCCCAUGAAAUAGUACAUAUAGAGAAGAAACCACACCAGUGCUUGGAAUGUGGGAAGAGCUUCAGUCAGAGAGCCAAGCUCACCUCCCAUCAAAAAAUUCACAGUGGAGAGAAACCAUAUCAGUGCAUGGAAUGUGGAAAGAUCUUCAGUGAGAGUGCCACUCUCACUUCUCAUCAAAGAAUUCAUACAGGGGAGAAACCAUAUCAGUGCUUGGAAUGUGGAAAAAGCUUCAGUCAGAGUGCCACUCUCACCUACCAUCAAAGAAUUCAUACAGGGGAGAAACCUUAUAAGUGCCUAGAAUGUGGGAAGAGCUUCACUCAGAAUGCCACUCUCACUUCCCAUCAAAGAAUUCACACAGGGGAGAAACCCUAUGAAUGCAUGGAAUGUGGAAAGAGCUUCAGUAACAGGAGUGAUCUCACAGCACAUCAAAGAAUUCAUACAGGGGAAAAACCAUAUCACUGCUUGGAAUGUGGAAAGAGCUUCAGUGUGAGCACCCAUCUCACUUCCCAUCAAAAAAUUCAUACAGGAGAGAAACCAUAUAAAUGCUUGCAAUGUGGAAAAAGCUUCAGUCAGAGCACCCAUCUCACUUCCCACCAAAUAAUCCAUACAGGGGAGAAACCAUAUAAAUGCUUGGAAUGUGGAAAGAGCUUCAGCAAGAGUGCCUAUCUUACAACUCAUCAAAGAAUCCAUACAGGGGAGAAACCCUACCAGUGCUUAGAAUGUGGAAAGAGCUUCAGUCAAAAGGGGAGUCUCACUUCCCAUAAAAAAAUCCAUAGCAGGAAGAAUAAUGAAAUCACAGAGCAGGAAGGAAUCUUGAGGGUCACCUAAUCCCAUGCCUUGCAACACAGGAAUCUCAGCUAAAGCUUCUAUUAUUCAUAACAGAACCUUUGCUGCACACAAAACCUUUGCUUAUAAACCUCCAAUGAAGAAGAGUCCACAACAUACCAAGGGAGUCCAUUACACUGUCAAACAGCCCUUUCCAUCAGCAAGUUAUUCCAGAUGUUUAAGCAGAAUCUCAUUUCUUGUAACUUGAAUCCAUUGGUUUGGGUCCUUCCCUCCAGAGCAGGAGAAAACAAGUUUUCUUCAUUUUGCAUAUGGCAGCCCUUAGGAUAUUUGGACAGCCCUUCAUAUACACCCUUGUGCAAAUUAAUUGAAACAAAACAUGUUUUCUAUGCCACAUUGAUCAGUCUGUCAAGCACCCAGAAAAGAAGAUGUUUUGGGGAUGCUUCAGUUGUUAUGGUGUCUGAAGCCUGCAGCCAAUAGAAGGAAUGAUGCUCUCGCCACAAUAUAUUGAGGUUCUAUGAAAGAGAGUUAUUCAAGGGUUGGAAAAGAAGUAUCCUGACAGUACUGGGAUAUUGCAGCAGGACCUAGCCCCCGUCACACACCGAAAGUGGUGAAGAAAUUCAUGACAGAGCAGCCAAUACAUGUACUUGAUUGGCCAGGGAAUUCCUCGGAUGUAAAUCCCAUUGAGAAUUUGUGGGCUAGAAAUGCACCAACGAGAGAUGACAUUGUGUUUUAGGGGUCUCCCAGAACAUCAGGAUGAGAUCAUCAAAGAAAAUAUUGUAAAAGAACUGGCAAAUUGGCUAGGACUACAAGACGAUGAUAUUCAACUAGACACUGAUAAAGCAUUUAGGGUUAAAUCAAUGAGAGGCAAGGCCAACAAAUGGCCAGGAGAUUGCCUGGUAUUCUUCAAUUCCAGACUACUUAAGGACAAGAUUCUGCAAAAAAAAGUAACCAAGAAAAAUUGAGAAUAGAAGAAAAGAAUAUCAUUAUCCUCAAGGCAAUACCAGCAAGAUUGUUGUUAAAGAAAAGAAAUAAUUCUAAAGUCCUAGCAAACGCAUUGAGAAACAACUCCAAAGCAUAUAGAUGGGAAUUCCCUGAAGAGCUAUCUUUCACAUAUAAAGAAAGAAGAAAGAGGAUUAGAGGAGCUGGAUAAACAAGCUCCUCUGAUGUUCAUAGGCACCGAAAAGGCGUUUGACAACGUCUCGUGGAAAUUUAUGGAAAGAACAAUGGAAACACUGGGAGUAGGGAAAAUUCAGUGGUACCUCGGGUUAAGGAAUUAAUUAGUUCUGGAGGUCCGCUCUUAACCUGAAACUGUUCUUAACCUGAAGCACCACUUUAGCUAAUGGGGCCUCCUGCUGCUGCCGCACAAUUUCUGUUCUCAUCCUGAAGCAAAGUUCUUAACCCAAGGUACUAUUUCUGGGUUAGCAGAGUCUGUAACCUGAAGCGUCUGUAACCCGAGGUACCACUCUAACAGGAAACUAAAAUAUUAUCUUAAAGAUUUCAAAAUAAAACAUUACAGCUACAGAAUACAUAUUUAACACAGAGUUAUUUACAUGGUUGAAUUUAUCUUAAGGCUGCCAGCGUUUUCAAAUGUACAAAAUUUUCACCCAUAUAUUCAAUAAACAUUUUCCAAUCUUC